Messenger RNA from Nothobranchius furzeri (turquoise killifish), 5807 nucleotides. The record is from RefSeq and is a predicted model, not a curated record. NCBI's taxonomy places the organism in Eukaryota, Metazoa, Chordata, Actinopteri, Cyprinodontiformes, Nothobranchiidae.
UACAGUGCAAUGAAUGAUGGGUAGGAGAAGAAAAUAGGCACUAAUGGUACGAGAAAGAUAGCCUGGCCUGCCAGACUCCUCCUGUUUAAUUCACGUCAUACACGGCGAUGCUCAAUUUCUCAUAAACAACGAAGACAGCGGCGGAGUUCGCUGCGGCUCUUUCCUCUGUUCUAAAUGACACAGAUGUCUUUAAAACCACACAUAGAAGUGCUAAAAGCAUUUCUUCUAAAAAAUAAAAGAUGUUUGCACCAUUGCCAGAUGUUUUUUUUUAUACUACAACUAGAAAUGUACCGUGUCAUGUGGUACAGUCGGGAUUUCCUUCUUUUUUCUGAUUGGUCAUUUUUGAGCUUCCUAGUCCCGCCCCUCAAGUGAUCUUCCAGCUAAAAGAAAAACUCAGCAGACUGGAGACUGUCUCCAAGAUGUGUCUGCCACUCUUCAGAGCCAUUCAGGAUGGUGUCCAAAAGCACUUUGGUGAGAUGAUGGAAGACCCUGAGCUGACUGCUGCUGCAAUCCUUCUUCCAAAGUUCAAGACCACCUGGACUGAGAGGCACGAUAUCAUUGAAGCAGGUUUGAUCAAUAUGAGAAGAAACCUUGACCAGAUGGCAGAGGCUGGGGCGGAGCAAGUCAAGCAACAGUCAUCACAUCCUACACUCAUCUUUGUUUAAAAGUGCUUUUUAGUCCAUCGGUCCCAGCGUGCUCUCUAUAAUUAAUGCUUCUCUGGUCUCUGGUCAGGUCCCUGCUUACUUUAAUAAUGCUGUAAUCCACCCGCUUCUUAAAAAACCGAGUCUUGACGCCUCUUUCCAUAACAGCUUCAGACCCAUCUCCAAACUUCCGUUCAUUUCCAAGAUCUUGGAAAAGGUUGUGGCUAAACAACUCACAGCUGCUCUUGAUGAACAUAACAUCUAUGAUAGCUUCCAGUCAGGUUUUCGUAGAGCUCAUUCUACUGAAACAGCUCUUCUUAGGGCAGUAGUUCUUAACCUGGGUUCGAUCGAACCCUAGGGGUUCGGUGAGUCGGUCUCAGGGGUUCGGUGGAGCCUCUGCCGCAGAGGUCCACCCCUCAGUCUAGUCUGCAGUUAGUGGGCACAGUCAUUGAAUGCGUCCUGCUCGGAUAUUUCCUACCGGUCCGCUUUGAGGUCGCUGGUUUAUGCAGCAGAGUGCGACCUCUGUAUAUGGGCUGUAUAUGUGUCUGAGUGAGACUCCCUACAGGUACGCUUUGAGAGCGCUGGAUAAGCAGCAGAGUGAGACCUCCUUCUCAGUCGGGACCAGCGGUGUGCGUCAGUGACGUUGGGUUAGCGUGACGCCGACCCCACGUCCACCUCCAACCGCCAAAACGUGUGACUGUCGGUUUGUCGUGUGAUAUCUUACGGAAUAUUUUAAUCCAUGCUAACUAUGUCGGGCAAAAAAAGAAAGUGGUCGGACGAAUAUGUAAAACAUGGAUUUACAUGUAUCACGGAACGUGACGGGAGUCAGCGUCCCAUCUGCAUGAUUUGCAAUGCCAAGUUGAGCAACUCUAGUCUCGCACCUGCAAAACUGAAGGAACACUUCUUGAAGCUGCAUGGAGAUGGGGAAUACAAGAACACAACGCUUGCUGAAUUCAAGGUGAAGAGAGCCAGAUUCGACGAAAAGGCCACUCUGCCUGCUCUUGGAUUCGUACCCAUCAACAAACGAUCCUCACAGCAUCUUAUGAAGUUGCUUAUCUGAUCGCAAAGCAGGGCAAACCGCACACCAUUGGCGAAACACUCGUAAAACCAGCUGCGUUAAAGAUGGCGAAUCUGAUACUCGGAACAGCGGCUGAGGGUAAAUUAUCCCAAAUUCCUCUUUCAAAUGACACCAUCAGCGACAGAAUAGAGUGCAUGAGUAAAGACAUCUUGGCUCAAGUAGUCGCGGAUCUGAUUUCAAGCCCGGCAAAAUUCAGCCUUCAACUCGACGAGACCACCGACGUUUCCAAUCUAAGCCAGCUUGCCGUUUUUGUGUGCUAUGUGAAAGACGACAUGAUAAAAGAAGAGUUUUUAUUUUGUAAGCCUCUUACAACAACAACUAAGGCAGCUGAUGUGAAGAAGCUUGUGGAUGACUUCUUCAGAGACAACAACCUUUCAUGGGAUAUGGUUUCUGCAGUUUGUAUGGACGGAGCUCCAGUGAUGCUGGGAAGAAAGUCUGGUUUUGGCGCGCUAGUAAAAGCCGACGCACCGCACCGCAUUGCAUUCUGCACAGGCAUGCGUUGGCAACAAAAACCUUGCCGCCCAAAAUGGCAGAAGUAUUAAAAAUUGUAGUGGAAUGUGUGAACUAUGUGCGCAAUAGUGCUCUGAGGCACCGCAUCUUCAGUGAGCUGUGUAAAGAAAUGGGCUCUGAAUUCGAGGUACUUCUUUACCAUUCGAAUGUUCGGUGGUUAUCCCGGGGACAGGUGCUGAAUCGUGUUUUUUGCCAUGCGUGUGGAAUUAGCCCAGUUUUUGCAAGAGCACCAACAUUGUCAUGCAGAUUGCUUCAAAGAUUCUGAGUUCAUUCUCAUUUUAGCAUACAUGGCUGAUAUAUUCGCAGCUCUCAAUCAUCUAAAUCAGCAGAUGCAGGGUGGUGGAGUUAACAUAAUGGAAGCAGAAGAAAACCUGAAGGCUUUUCAAAAAAAGUUACCGUUAUGGAAACGACGAGCAGAGAACAACAACUUCGCAAACUUCCCCCUUCUGGACGACUGUGUAAGUAAGAUCGAAGAUGUGUGUGGACUUGGAGACAUAUCUGUACCCAUGGAACUGAAGCAAACAAUUGCCACACACUUAGAUGAGCUUGCGAAGUCUCUCGAUGGAUACUUCCCAACAAGACCAUCAUAUCCAGCAUGGGUGAGACAGCCGUUCACGUUUGCUAUUGAGACAGCAGAUGUCAGUGAUGAAUACCUCGACGAAAUCAUUGAACUUCAGCAGAGCCAGGUUCAACAGCAACUCUUCAGAACAACAACGCUCUCAACGUUUUGGUGUCAACAAAUGGAAAAGUAUCCAGUUAUUGCUAAGAAGGCCCUGGAUUUUUUUGUACCAUUUGUUACAACAUAUCUUUGUGAGCAAUCGUUUUUGAGGAUGCUGGACAUAAAAACUAAGAAAAGGAACAGACUUUGCUGUGAAAAUGACAUGAGACUGGCACUUUCCAAGGUGAAGCCACGCAUAUCUGAACUGGUCUCUCAAAGGCAACAGCAGAAGUCACACUGAGGUAAGUUGUUUUGAGUUCAUGCACUGUGUUGGUUUUGUUAUUUGAACAAGGUGAUAUUAAUGCACAAUUCAUUUCGUAAACCAGUAAAAAAAAAUCAUUUUAUUUUUUACUAAAGAAGGGUUCGGUGAAUGAGCAUAUGAAACUGGUGGGGUUCGGUGCCUCCAACAAGGUUAAGAACCACUGUCUUAGGGUCUCUAAUGACCUUCUGACUCACAGUGAUGCAGGGGACUGUUCUGUUCUGGUCCUGUUGGACCUGACUGCAGCCUUUGACACUGUUGACCAUCACCUGCUACUGGAGAGGCUCAGAUACUGGGUAGGCCUAUCAGGAUCUGCCUGGGGGAGGGGUCAUUCAGGGAAAAGUCAUGGGCUUGUGACUAUAACCUAAUUUAUGUUACUAGUUUGCAGUGUAACUGCCUUUGUACUUCAAUAUGCAUAUUUGUUCAUUUAAUAAAAAAACGGCCACUUUGAGAUUUAUACCCCAUUGUCUUUUUUUAACUAUUCAGAAGAGCCCGUCCUUGCAGUCAAAAAAGUAACUAAGUAACUUUUACUCUGACCACAUUUGAAAUAAGCUACUUUUUACUUUUACUUGAGUACAUUUUGAAGCAAGUAAUUUUACUUAUAAUUGAGUAAAAUUUCAUGAAAGCAAUUAUUCUUGUACUUAAGUACAACAUUUUAGUACUCUUUCCACCUCUGGUGUCCAGACACGAAGUUGAAAUGGUUAUCCAUGCCUUUAUCUCAUCCAGUCUAGAUUACUGUAACACACUUUUCACAUGUUUUAAUAAAAAAAAUCCCUUUAGUUGGUCCAGAAUUCUGCAGCGAGGCUAAAACUGGAGCAAACAGAAGAGCUCUAACUGAGUCUGUGGUAAACAGUGUUGCCAGAUCCAAAAUCCCACAAUAUCGUACAGAGAGGCUUAAAUUAUCGUUUUUCAGUCCAAUUUUUCGUACAUUAUAAAUUUGAUAACGUUCUAUAAAUGACUUCUCACUCCAAUAUAAUAUAACAAAGAAGGUGUUUUAUAUUGCCCUGUUUAAAUAAACAUCUUUAAAACCAGUAAUAUAAUGCUUAUAAACGUGCAGAGUGUGUCGGCACCACUCCGACCUCCACGCAUUGACACAAUAUGCACAUUUGCGCAGUCCUAUUUAUUUCAUUUCUACAUAGGUUAAAAGCAUGCGACAAAACAUCACAGUAGUGGAAAAAUUGACCCAAUAAAUGACAAAGCAGCCUACUCACCUAGUUGCUGAUCUCGAUCUCCUCAUCUGAUUCACUGUCUGUCGCAGCAGAAUGCCUUUAAUCACCUGUACUAAGUGGUCUGUGCUUCUCAUUGCAAUGUUGUGCUCGGCUAAAAAGCCACAUAGCUUGAUUUCAGCGUUUUUCACAUCAUUUUCAAACUUCUCUUUUUCAUUAGUUUGCUGGAGACAUUUAGGUAUAGAUGUCUGGUUUGGCACAAUGCAGUUUACCCUUUCUUUGUAGCUCCCUUUGCGUGAUUCUUGAGAACGGUGAUUUCUGAUACCAUCUGGAUGUUGCAGCAACAACAGAAAGCCUUGGUUUCGUUCCCCCUAACAGGUGCAAGCCAUCCUUUGAAAAUUGGGUCCAACUCCCACGCAGAACGAUAAACUUGUAUCCGGUGUUGCUUUGCUUUACCUUCAUCCGUCCCUUCUCUGGUAUGUCUUUUAAGAUUAGAAGCCAUUGUCUCGUCGCUCUGUCAUCCUAGAUUAGACUUAACUCGGCGCGCUCGCGGGCAAACAGCAAAAACUGGCGGGACACUGCCACAUUAUAUAACCUUACAGUUUCUCGCGAGAGUAGGCCCUAUCGAUGUGAUUGGGCUAUUUAUUGUACAGACCCAGAGUCAGUUUUUGUAAUAGACACAAUAGCAUAAACCUGUAAGCACUGAGGUGAAAUCUGACUUCAGAACAGUUUAAAAUUAUGUAAUUGACUUGGGAAAGCCACAGCAAAAGACGGUGUUACUAGAUGCAAUGUGAAAUUAUCAUACAUUUGAGGAUUUUUGAAACUAUUGAUCGUACAUCGUACAGAGCCCAAAAUUAUGGUACAAAUACGUUAAUUAUCGUACAUCUGGCAACACUGGUGGUAAAGCUCCUCCCUAUAUCACUGAACUGCUGAAGCAUUAUACUCCAACCUGAGCGCUCAGGUCCACCCACCAGAACAUUCUAGAAGUUCCAAAGAUCAGAUAUAAAAGUCGAGGUGAUCGCUCCUUCCAGGCUGAUGCACUCUGACUUUGGAAUACACUUCCUUUAUUUUUAUGUUGUAUUGCUGUCUGGACACCUUACAAUAGCAGCUUUUACUUAUAAUCAUUUUUAUUAAAGUGUGAAUUUUUUAAUUGAUAUUAUUUUCUUUUCAAAUACUUUUAAUCUUUAGUUUUUUUUGUCUUUAUUCAUUUGAUAUUUAGUUAUUAUUUUAUUAUCUUUUGAUUUUUAUGGAAAUAAACUUUACUUACAAAUAUCUCACAAACUGAAUCCUAAUGAAACUUUCAAAUGGACGUCUUCCACUUUUGUUGUCAACCAAAAUCACGAUAACUGCCACAGUUCAUUGACCUUAGAACAGGGGUGUCAAACUCAUUUUAGCUCAGGGCCACAUUGAGGGGAAUCUAGUCCCAAGUGGGCCG